AUGGCGACCCAGGAGGUCGAAGGUCAUGCCGAUCAUAGAGGAGGCACUGAAGUCGAGAUAAAGAUCCAGGGGGUCAAGGCCCCAUGGGCUGGAGCCGAGACUGAGGCACCAUGGAUGCUAUGCGUUGGCGAACAAGUGGAAGUUCUAUCAAGCGAGGCUGAUCAAGGAGUGAACAUCGCAGAAUCGGUACCUCUAAGUGCUGGGCAAGGGUCGACGAGCGCAAAGGAGGCGUUGACAGCUACUGGGCAUGGCCAAACAGGCAUGCAAGCGGUUGGGCACGGAGCUAGGAAGCAGAAUACGGUGGAGGAUGCUAGCGGCGAUGAUUCUGGUCAGAUAAUAGAUGAUUUGGUUCGUUCAUGUGAAACUCCACGGAGUCAAAUUCCACAAGGCUCUCCUGGUAGUGGCCCGCGCAAUGUUUCUCGCCCUGACAGUAGUAAAAAUUGGGAGGAUACUACAGAUUGUUUUCACUUAUAAUAUUCUCUCAACGGUCCUGUCAUCGAGCUGAAAUGGUUGAGCCUG
This is a messenger RNA of Ilex paraguariensis (yerba mate), 519 nucleotides long. Lineage: Eukaryota; Viridiplantae; Streptophyta; Magnoliopsida; Aquifoliales; Aquifoliaceae. The record is from the annotation of a GenBank genome assembly.